Molecule: messenger RNA, 1809 nt
Organism: Diaporthe amygdali
Lineage: Eukaryota; Fungi; Ascomycota; Sordariomycetes; Diaporthales; Diaporthaceae
Exons: 2
Coding region: 1-1809 (602 amino acids)
Biological process (GO): vesicle transport along microtubule; establishment of mitotic spindle orientation; cell migration
Cellular component (GO): kinesin complex; centrosome; kinetochore
Molecular function (GO): microtubule binding
Source: RefSeq, a predicted model, not a curated record
AUGUCCAUGUCCGAACCGCCGUCAUCCCCGCCGGGCGGAGACGCAGCGCCGGAAGACUCACUCGCCUGGUACAAAUCGCAAUACGAACAGCUAGAGACAGAACUUGCCGAGUUCAGGGUUUCCAGCGAGGAGCUCGAGAAGGAGUUGGAAAAAGACCUAGAUGCUGCCGAGAAGAGGGAGAAUGCGCUGAAAGAGAAGGCAGAGGGCCUCAGCUUUGAGGUUGACGAGUGGAAGAGGAAGUACAAGGAAUCCAAAGCCGAGGCGAACGCGGCCCAGAACGCCCUGGAGAAGGAGAUCACGACUUUGAGGGACACAAAUCGCACGUUGCAACACAAGCUCCGCGAUAUCGAAGUUGCAAAUGAUGACUUUGAGCGACAAGCACGGAUCACAGGCUCCUCCCUCGAGGACAUGGAGUCGAAAUACAAUGCGACAAUCGAGAGGUCGGUCAUGAUGGAGGAGGAGAUCAAAAUCGGCGAACAAGAACGGGAGCAGCUCAGAAUAGAAGCGCAAAGACUACGAGAAGAGCUAUCCGACCUCAAGAUCGAAGCCGAGAUCCUCCAGGACAAGUUCAAGAAACAAGAAGAGCAGCGCCAUCUGUCCACGAUAUCGACAGACCUUUCUAUUCCUGAAAGCCCCAUGUUCGACAACAGCACCAUGUCCGGUGCGAGCUCCCCUCUCGUUUCAACACCACCCGGAUCAGUAUCAUCGUCAAAAACUCCAGUCCACGAGCCUCCAUCACCACCGAUGUCGGAUGCAUCUGCCCCGAUCCCCAAAUCGAAGCCCAAGGGCCCGCCGACGAAGACACCUGCUCCUGCGGCUGCGAAGCCAAAGAGAUCGAGAUUGCCUUCAAUGGACUCGAGUGUCACAUCAAGACCCCGAGUAUCGUCGACAGCGUCGCGAUCUAGUACUGCUCGACCUUCCACCACGAACACCGCACAACGACCCACACCUGCCCUGCGCAGAACCACGAAACCUCUUCCCACCAAAGCACCUGCUCAGAACAGGAUACCCCCCUCGACGUCCCUCACCCACAUCCGAACUCUUACUGCCCAGAUGCAGCGUCUCGAAGCUCGAGUUCAUUCUGCACGCUCAAAGCUCCCCGCACCCACGGUAACGCCGCCACGUGCCUCUCCUAGAUCUGUCGCUAGCAACAGCAAUGUCACCAUAAGAUCUCGAAAGCGAGGAGUCUCGUCCGUGUCUUCUACUGCGACCAGCACAACGCCCGAUGAUGCAACGCCGACCGGCCACGGUUUCAACAGGAGCACUAAUGGCGGCAGACACUUACCGCGACUUAGUAUAUCGGGCGUCAACAGGCUGUCUUUUGGUCCGCUCCCUAACCGUGGCCCUCUCGACUCAGGAUCCGAGGUCAGCCGUCCCAGCAGCCGAGCCAGCACCUCGAGUUAUGCGCGGCCAGUCAGUCGCGCCGACGGCAGGAACGACAGCAUGAUUGCGCCACCACGCCCAGGAAGUCGCGCAGGCGGUGCAAGGACGCCUCUGGGCCGGCCGAUGAGCCGGACAAGCUUUGGUAGCAGUUUCCACGGACACUCAGUGAGCAGCCUUAGCCUCAGUACGGCAGAAGAAGUCGAGCCGGAGGAACGGACGUAUAGGACACCUAGCAGGCGCGGAACCUAUAGUCGGUUGGAAGGUGGCAGCGGCAUCCCAACACCAAGCGGGCUCCCGAUGCCAACUUCAAGGCGGCAGAGCUUAGCAAGCGUUCAGGCCGAACCAGUCAGGAGACCAAGCUUAGGCCCCACGCUGGUCAAGAAGGCGUCAACGCAGCCUCUGGGCGAUCUGGGAGAGACCUUCUAG